CUUGAUAGGAAAACCUGCACUUAGUAAUUUGCCUACCACUUGAGAAACUCGAAGUCAUAUGACCAGACAGCUAUUUUUGUACUAUGAGUAACAUAUAGAGGUGGAUAAACUAAAAUUUAGUUCUGGAAAAUCCAUAUCAGUUGCACAAAAUCAGGAAGGGGGCGCAUACUACGCUCACAUGUUCAAAACUGAUUCGCUUGUUAUUAUCAUAGGGCACUGAUAACCAAGAUGUGUAGGAUAUAGAGUAAAUAAUAUUGUACCUACAAAUAGCACAGGUUAUAGGAGGACUCCAAACUUUAUCAUUGUCUAUAUCAAAAUGGGCACCCCCCAGGAUCUGUUGAGGUGUGGUAUCUGUUGUGUGAACAGGAGUCUGCCUGCAUACUGUGUGGACUGUGCCGAAAAACUGUGUACGGAAUGCUGGAGGACCCACUCACAGCUAUUCAAGGAGGAUCAUAUGGUGCUCCCAAUGGCGGAGUCCAAGUGUCCCGAACAUUUCAAAUUCUACGCCGUCCACUGCAAGAUGUGUGACAUUCCUAUCUGUAGAGAUUGUCUGACUGGCUCCCAUAAUGGACAUAAAUUUUCUAGUAUCAAUCAGGCCAAAGAGGAAAAACUAAAGGAAGUAAAGAGGUAUACAAAACAUUGGAGAGAGGAUGUCUGUCCAGUUUAUCAGGCUUUGGAAGGCCAAGCCAAAGCACAGAGAAGCAAUUAUGAAUCAGAAAUAAUAGCCGUGAAGAUGACAAUUAACUCUCAGAGAGAAAUGCUGAAACAAAUGGUUGACAAUUUGUGCGAUGACAUGAUAGAAUCUGUACAAACAACCCUUGAGGCUCACGGCAAUCAAAUCAACAGUGAAUUGCAAGAUAUAGUUGCAGGAAAGUUGGAAAUUGAAAAUGAAAUUAGAAAGAGCGAGGUUAUGUCCGAGAGAGGGAUACUGGAAAUCAAGGAAUUUCUGGACACUCUUCCUCAUCUGAGGGACUCACUUGCCACUCCCCCAGCAUUAUCCAUGCCUAUACCUUCUAGAUUUUUCCCGGCUGAAAUAUCAGAAAGAACUCUCAAACGUUUGGUUGGCAGUGUUCUGCUAGUCAGCAUGCACAGCAGUUUUUCCUGCAAACUCCCAGUGUCAAAUAUCCAAGCCUGUUCAGCCAAUGAAGUAUGGGUAAGCUUCCAUGAUGAUAAAAUGUUCACCAAGUAUGCAUACAAACAGGACAAAGGCACAGCAGUGGAAGUAGAAAAUCUGAACCUGCAGUUCAAACCUGAGUGUUUUCUUCUCUUGAAAAAAGACUGUCUUCUUGCAUCAGACAGGUUCAACCACUGCAUUUGGAAAAUCGAGAACAAAGGAAAGCCACAGACGUUCAUAAGAACUUCUCCGUCCAACCCAAAGGGCAUGUGUCUGAACAACAGACAAGAACUAGUCGUCUGCAUCUCCGGACUGACUGGUAGUCUGAGGAUUUACUCUGGGGACAAGUACCAAAACAACAGAGAUAUUGCCAACCAUCUGCUCAAUGCUCCCAAUCGAGUGGCUCAAAAUGGUGAUGAAAACUACAUUGUCCUCGACGACCACCUCCAAACUCAUUACGUCAUUGCCAUAGACUCUAAAGGCACACUCAAGUGGAAAUUCAAAGGUUUGGAAGAGACCAAACAAUUCUUCUUCCCAAGAAGUGUUUGCUGCGAUUCUCUGAUGAACAUUAUUCUCUCAGACUUUGGGAACAAUUCUGUGUUGCUUCUGGAUAAAGAUGGAAGAUUUCUGAUGAACCUUCUCAGUGAUAAAUAUGGCUUACAGAGCCCCAGGGGGGUAUGUCUGGACAGAGAGGGAAAACUGUGGGUAGGGCAAGGGGAUGAUGGAAAGGGGGAGUGUCACAUUGUAAAAUACAUCAAAUAAUUCUCCAAAUAAA
Saccostrea cuccullata (small rock oyster) is the source of this 1889-nucleotide messenger RNA. RefSeq lists its product as uncharacterized. Lineage: Eukaryota; Metazoa; Mollusca; Bivalvia; Ostreida; Ostreidae. The transcript is spliced from 2 exons. Gene Ontology annotation, molecular function: protein binding; zinc ion binding. The record is from RefSeq and is a predicted model, not a curated record. The coding region runs from base 317 to 1876 and encodes 519 amino acids.